Syngnathoides biaculeatus (alligator pipefish) is the source of this 6113-nucleotide messenger RNA. RefSeq lists its product as uncharacterized. Bases 350 to 6016 code for a protein of 1888 amino acids. The record is from RefSeq and is a predicted model, not a curated record. The transcript has 22 exons. Lineage: Eukaryota; Metazoa; Chordata; Actinopteri; Syngnathiformes; Syngnathidae.
UGUGUCUGACUCCUUUAAAAAGUCAAUCGAGCACAAAGGUGUGGAGGCGGCGCUAGAGAGAAUCAUCCAAUCACGUGGACGCACAGAAGAAGAAAAACCCCAAAAGUAGAAGAAGAAGAAGAAAAAGACAAGAAGAAGAAGAAAAACGAAAAAAAAAAAAAAAACCCCAAGAAGACGGCGAAGGAGAAGCAACGGCGGCGGCAGACUUGGCGCUUCCUUCCAACAGUCUGGUGAACCAAAAAAGAAGAAAAAACAAAACAAAAGGCCUACGGAGAGCUCAACUUGUUAAACUUCGUCGCCUCAUUAGCCUGCCGGAUUAGCUCUUGAGCCUAAUACAGACAGCGACGCGAUGGGCCACGGACGCAAACCCAAUCCGGACGAGCCGCCGCCGGGAGCCUUUGGACCGCCGCCUCCGGACUGUUGGCCGCCGCCGCCCCCGCCCCCCGGAGGCUGGGGCCCCACUCCUCCCGGAGGUUGGGGCCCCCCUCCUCCCGGAGGUUGGGGCCCCCCUCCUCCCGGAGGCUGGGGCCCCCCUCCUCCCGGAGGCUGGGGCCCCCCUCCUCCCGGAGGCUGGGGCCAUCCGCCCCCUCCGGGGAACUGGGGGCCUCCCCCUCCGUGCGGCUGGGGCCCGCCUCCCCCAGGAGGCUGGGGCCCCCCUCCUCCCGGAGGCUGGGGCCCCCCGCCCCCUCCGGGGGACUGGGGGCCUCCCCCUCCGUGCGGCUGGGACCCGCCACCCCCCGGAGGGUGGGACCCCGGCCGACCCCCGCCGCAGGGCUGGGGGCCCCAUCCGGAGUGGAUCCCUCCCCCGCAAUGGGACCCCAACGUGCCUCCUCCUCCGUCCUGGGACUGCUCGAACUGGGGCCCGUACGGUUCCGCGCCCGUGCCCUGCAUUCCCCCGCCUCCCGACGUCGGCGAAGCGCCCCCGGGCUCCGCGCCUCCCUUCGGCUUGCCGGGAUGCCCCCCGCCCGCGUGGCCUCCCGUGCAGGAAGCGGCAAAGGAUCCGGCGCCAGAGAAGCCCGAGUGGAUCAAAGCCUUGAUUUCAGCGCCGCCCACGGAGACUCCCCCGGUUGAAAGUAAGACGGUGACUGUGCCCAGCGAGCCCGCGGCCGGGGACAAAAGUGCAGCUGCCAAAUCCGCCCCCACGCUGGAAGCCGGCGUGGCGGCCAAAGCCUUCGGACUGCUGGGGACGCGAUCCUUUGACAAACCUCCGGCGGGCAGAUCGACGGGCAUCAUCUCCUUCAUUGGGCCCACGUUCGGUUCCAUCGAGCGAGAAGACAUGGAGAAGUACACCUUUGACUUCACCGCCUUCUUCGGGAACCCCAAAGCGAUGAAGCCCGGCGUGCGAGUGCACUUCACCGCCUGCAACCUGAAGAACAGCCAGAUCGCGACGGACGUGAAAGUGGCUCCGGGCGGCACGGAGAACGUGGAUCCGGACAUCUACGAGGGCGUGGUCAGUCAGCCCAUCGUGGAGGCGCAGCCCGGCGAACGGCAGUUUCCCGGUCAGGUGCACGUGGACAUCAAGCCGUUGAGGACCAAUCUGCCGUUCGACCGCAAGGACAGCGGCGUCACGCUGCUCAAAAACGACCAAGUUCUCAUGAACCUGCUGACUGACAUCGUCACUAAGAAGAGGCGCGCCACCAACAUCCGACCCAAGCUUCCCGACACCUUCCAGUUCACCAAGGAGACCCGCGAGAAGGGCGUCAUCGUCAGCUUGGGCGAAGUCGACGGCGUCAUCAAAGCAGACCCGCACGGCGAUCUUCCCUUCGACCUCAAGGAGAACUUCAGCGACGUGGACUUCACCCCCGAAGACGUCAACGAAGAAGUGGAGUUCACGCUCCACGAGCUGCGGGCGGGCAACCGGGCCAUUCGCAUCCGGCGGGUGAAGGAGCCUCUGUUGCUGACCCUCUGCAGCCCCACCUCAAAGGUCACGACCCUGCCGCCGGCGAAGGCCAAGCCGGCGCCGGCCAACAUGUGGCUGGACCCCGAGCUGUAUGAGGGAGUGGUCAGCCAGCCCAUCAUUGAGCCCACGGCCAGUGCGCAGGGCUACCCGGGGCAGAUCUUCGCCAACAUCGGACCCCUCCACACAAAUGUGACCUUUGACCGACGAGACUGCGGCGUCACGCUGCUGAAGAACGACCGUGUGCUCCUCAGCCUGCUGGUCAACCUGAACACCAGGAAGAAGCGCGCCACCAACAUCCGACCCAAGAUCCCCUUCACCUUCGUCCAUACCAAUGAGAAGCGAGAACUGGGCAUCAUCGCCAGCCUGGGAAAGGCUGAGGGUGUCCUGACGUCGGAGGAGCACGGAGAUCUGCACUUUGACCGCUGCGAGAACUUCAGCGACACCGAGUUGGACGCCGGAGACAUCAACAAGGAGGUGGAGUUCACCCUUCACAAGGACGGGGACAAAAAGAGCGCAAUCAGACUCCGGAGGACCAAGAUGGUCGAGGACCGAAUCAUGACGGAGAAGAAGAGACGGGAAGAGGAGGAGAAGAAGAAAAAAGAGGAGGAAAAAGAUCGGAAGCACAAGGAGGUGGCGUCCGCGGCGCUUGCCGCCGCCAAAGACAAGUGGACCCUGCUCGGCUUCAGCGUUCCCAUUCCCGACACCCAGCUGGAAAUCAGCAAGGAGCGCUUCGACGGCACCGUCCUCAAAGCGGCCCGAAGAAGUUGCGUCAAAGAGGAGCCCCCGGACGAACAGGUGAAGAGCAAGGUGGAGGAAGCGGAGAUGAAGACGGAGCCUCAGGGUGACGAGGCGAUUGUCAAAGAAGAAGAAGAAGAAGAAGAAGUGAAGAUCAAGAUGGAGGAAGUGGACACAGGAAAGACAGAAGAGAUCCAAGGCGGAGUCGUGAGGCCGGAGGAGGCGGGGCUUCUGGUGAUGACCAUCGAGGCUUGUCAGAAGCAACUUCCUUUCGGCCCCACUGACCUGCUCACCGGCGCCACCAUGUUGACUGGCGACAAGGUGCGGUUCAACGUGGCGACCAAUCGGGAGACCAAAGAAGAAAGAGCCACGUUUGUGCAAAUCCUUCCGACCUCAUUUGACGAUUCCACAGAACAACGACGACAUGGAAUCGUCAUUGAGUUCUCAGAGGAUUCCGGUCUAAUCAAGUGCACGCAGAACCCUCAACUCUUCUUCUACAUGUCAGAGUUCAUCGGAAAAAAGAAACUGCAGCUGAACGAGAAAGUGGAGUUCAGCGUGGUCCCGCAUGAAGAAGCGGCGGGUGGCCACCAGGCCAUCAGGAUCACACGUUGUACUGAGAACGUUUUCCUACCCGCCAAAAAACUGGGCGCCAUCGCCACCGGCAAAGGGAAGAUGACCAUCAAGCUGGCCAAACCUUCCGAAGACUCAGAGAAGGAGGUGCCAAAGGCAGACAGGCUGAAGACGGUUGUGAAACAAUUACGAUCUCAGGACAAGUCCACUUCGAGCAAGCGUUGUGUCAACAGCCGGAGUCCGAGUCGGAGCAGGAGUCCGAGUCUGCCCAAAGACAAAUUUGGACGUGAAAUCAAGAAGAGACGCAGCACUAGUCUGGAAGACCGCUGCAAAAGCCGGCAUAGACUGAGAAGCUCAAGUCGAGAAAGGUCCUACAGACGUACGAGAAGUCGGAGCAGAAGCAGUAGCAGAGAAAGAUCUAAGAAGAGAAGGAGCAAAGUCAGUGUUGAGCAAGGAGGACACACGAGGAGGAGAGAGCGCAGUCCUCCUCCCAGAGCUCGUGCCGGAGCAGUGGAUGACGAACUGGCGAGAAAGAAGCGAGAGUUGGAAGAGCUCAAUGAGAUGAUUGCCUUCAAGAAGUCACUGAUGGAUCCUCGAGGCUCGGACCACGCACACCAAACUUGCAUCGACUAUGAUCACGGCCGGAUCGCGAACCCUUUGGCGGAGUUCAGACCGGUCCGCUCCAUUUUGAAGAAAAGACCAGCGGACCCGGAGUUCGCCCGCCGUCUCCCCCCGCUUUACGACGAUCCUUACUACGACAGGCCCUAUCUGCAUUUUAGCGAGCGCUAUGCUGAUAGCGCUUUUGCCAGAUAUCCAUAUGACAACCACCCUUACAGCAAUCAUCCCUAUGGUAAAGAUCAGUAUGAAAGCUCUUCAACCUCCAGCCAGCGUUACACCGACCGUUACGAUGUUUACGACGAACCGUAUGACGACCCGUACUGCGACCCGCCGUACGCGGACCAAGCUCAUCACAGUCCCCACACAAAGAGCCAGACUACAGAAACAUUUGCGUCGUCAACUUCUGCCUCUUCAUCUCUGCAAAGGACCUUCAGACACUCUUCUCCUACAGAACCGCUUUCCAAAACCUCCUCACCAAGCCGCUCAAACACACCACCGCCUCUUCUCCAGCAGCCCCCGCUUGAUCGCUUUCUUGAUAUGCUUCAGAAGAAGGUGAUUCCUGAAAAACAAGUGGAACCAGAAUCUGUCAGUGACGUACUUCUGCCACACGAGCGACCCCUUGAAGAUGGCAAAGGCUUCUCCCGGAUUGUGGGUCUGGCUCAAGAGUCCCCCGAUAGCUGUGUCGGUGUGGACGAUGAGAAAAAAUCACCUUUGAUAGAGAAAGCACCCGACUUGCCCAAGAGCAAGACGGCGCCCUACACACAGAUCCAGACUUUGCUGCGUAACAUUGGCCUGAAGUUGACGACAGGAGAUAUGUCGCAGCUGGCCAGCUGCGCCUCAAAGUCCUCGUCCACAGAUACCAUACCUCCUGCUCCCCCCCCCAUCUUGUCCAGUUUGGAACCUCCCAGCAAAAGGAAAGAUGUCUCUGAAUAUGAAGAAUUCCUCGAUCAACAAGAAUUGGAGACACUAAAAAAGGCCCAAGAGCUGCAAGAUCUUACCAAGACGAUGGGAAGCAUGUCAUCGACACCCAGACCUCCUCCCGGGGCUCCACCUGCACAAUACCGGCAUCCAUCCCCACCUAACUGGCCUCUGGAGAGUUCCUCGAAAGCGCCGCCUCCUCCUCCACCUGCAAAUAGCCGUCUCCCUCCGGGACCACCUCCUGGACCGCCUCCCCGUCGUCCUCCUGGACAGCCUCCUUUCAUGGUGUCCCCCAGGGAUUCCAUGCUGGCUGUAGCUCCGGGCCUUUGCUCCUCCAGUCCCGCCCCGCCACCAGCGACUACCAGUGAGGAGGAGUCGAACAUCUCCACAACAGUGGCCAAAUGCUUGAAGGUCAUCGAGAGUGUGAAAUCUCUGGCUGCUACUCCGACAGCAAAAAUGCUCAAAUCGGUCCAGUUCUCUUUACCAUCAGAGUCGGUCUUGGGCUCCGGUCAUGCUGGCUCACUGCAACAAGUUGGUGACGCGAAAAGCAGGCAGAAGGAGAAGCUGGAUUUGAACAACCAGAAGAUCCUAGACCCGCAUAAACAGCAGUCCCAGGACACGGAAGCCCACAAGAAGCGAGGCAGUGGCGUCAUGAUGGCUCCAGGAAAUCCACUCGGCAUGGAGCCCUGGAACGUUUGGAUCUGCGGUCAUUCAUUGGUGUGCUGGGCGGAGUCGCGGGCUAAGUCUGCAGAGGUAGGUGCGCAGCUGAGUAUGGACCCUGGCAAGGUGGUCCUCUGGUGGAAGGGGGUCCAGGGCAUGACGUGGCCCCAGCUGCUGCCCCUUCUCCACCAGCUGAAAGUCACUUGGCCCCAACCAAAUAUCAUCAUCGUGCACCUGGGCGGGAACGACCUGAACACCGAAACGCCCAGCGACCUGCUGGCGUCCGUCAGGAGGGACGUGACCUCCAUGAGGGCAAUCUUCCCGCACUGCAUCCUAGUUUGGUCCCACAUCCUCCCCCGCCGGGCGUGGCACCACUCAGCCGACGUCCACGAAGUGGAUCUGAUCCGAAGCACGGUCAACCGGCGGAUCCACAACAUAGUCUCCGAGGUGGGUGGCGUCUCUCUGACCCACGACAACAUCCGCUGCGGGGCCAACACGGGCCUCUAUCGGCCCGACGGCGUCCAUUUGUCGCAAAAAGGAAUCGACGUGUUCAACGGGAACUUGCGCGACUUUCUGCAGAAGUGGGCCGGGGAAGCCAGGGCCGCCUCCCAGUGACGGGAUGCGUUUACGUUUUGCUUCGGCUCCACUUCUCACCUUUUUCGUUGUUACCUUUUUGUUUUUGUCAAAUUCUAAUAAAUCUCAUUUGACCAUU